AGUACAUCAGCUGUCAGUGCAUUUUGUUAAAUUAAUUUGCGCGUAAAAUCAUGACAAUUGGUUUUCGGCGUUUGUGUAAACUUGUCGUUCCCAUUGCCGGUAACGUACUUAGCCUAUCUCGUGCACAAUUUGCAACCAUAAAAAUGGCAACCGCCAGUAUUGAUUACAAAGCGGCGAGCAGCAUACAUGAAUUUACUGCAAAAAAUAUCAAAGGACAAGAUGUAAGCUUGGACAUUUACAAAGGUCAUGUUUGCAUUAUAGUUAACGUCGCAUCUCAAUGUGGACUUACAGCAAAUAACUAUAAGCAGUUAAAUGAACUGUAUGAUCAAUAUGCUGAAAGUAAAGGUUUACGGAUUCUAGCUUUCCCAUGCAACCAGUUUGCGGGCCAGGAGCCAGGUGAUUCUGAACAAAUUGCUUGCUUCAUAUCAGAUCGCAAAGUCAAAUUUGAUAUGUUUGAAAAGAUUGAUGUCAAUGGAGACAGUGCACACCCAUUGUGGAAGUUUCUAAAGCUCAAGCAAGGAGGUACCCUCGGCAACUUCAUCAAAUGGAAUUUUACCAAAUUUAUUGUUGACAAGAAUGGUGUGCCAGUAGAGAGGCAUGGUCCAAAUGUUGAUCCAGUAGAUUUGGUUAAGUCUCUUGAAAAAUAUUGGUAAAAUUUGCAAGAUAUGGUCAUAUAUUCUCUGUAAUUUUUAUAAACACAAAUCACUAAGGCUUGAAAUUUUUUCAUGUUAAAAUAUUGUUGUUUAUAUGUAUUUUGACAUAGAUAUGUGUUUAUUUUACAAUUUGUCAAAUUCUUAUUAAUGAAAAUGUUAUUUAAGACUGUUACAAGAACUGUUACUGUUUUAAGAGGAAUGUUGAAAUAUGUUAAGAUUAUUGUUUUAGAAGCAUUUUGUGUAUUUAUGUUAGAAGUCACAACUUUACAAGGCACUGAAAAAUCUUUUCUAACUUAAUUACUUCAAACUUGCAAUUAUUGUUAAGUUACUUGAUUUGCAUUUCGUAAUAAAAUAUUUUUUUAUGUUGCAGUAGUC
Papilio polytes (common Mormon) is the source of this 1028-nucleotide messenger RNA. RefSeq names its product probable phospholipid hydroperoxide glutathione peroxidase (gene Gtpx). NCBI's taxonomy places the organism in Eukaryota, Metazoa, Arthropoda, Insecta, Lepidoptera, Papilionidae. Gene Ontology annotation, molecular function: glutathione peroxidase activity. The record is from RefSeq and is a predicted model, not a curated record. Gene Ontology annotation, biological process: response to oxidative stress. Bases 51 to 653 code for a protein of 200 amino acids. The transcript is spliced from 4 exons.